GGAGGGGAUGGUGAGCUUAUCAUCCACUAUGUUUGAUAUUUUUUCUUUUGACCGCCAGUCCCGUCCAAGCAUGAUAACGUGAACAUAUAUACAAGGAAUCGAUUUCUACGCAUCCUAAAUAACAACCGGCCUUCCUCAAACUCCCGGAUUUCCCAACUAACUGUGAAAAAAAGGAAUCGUCCUCGACAGACGUUGGGGAGAUAGUACCUUUCUUAUUAAGGUAGAAGGUGGUCUCCACAUUACUGCCCCCUUCUCGAGACUUUGCAAGGCAAGAGAAGUCUUCCGUAGCGUGACAGGAACCCGACCGGCUGGCGGCGGGGCGGUUCACUUCUUCACAAUCCUCUGUGAUUACACGGAUUCUCUAAUUCCGCCAUCUCGCCCGCCACAACCACCACUCGCACGGACUGAUACGACACCGCCGCAGAAUUCAUCCACGCAUAGAGGGCCACCGGUGACAACGGCCCCUUACCUUUUCUCGCUUUCAUACGGCCUCGUCUUUUUCUUCCCCAUUCCCUCCUCAAAGUAUUCCUCACCCCCGUCUUCCGUCCGCUUUACGUUUUGUGAUAGGGCAUCGACCAUUCCACGAAAAUCCCUUUCGUUUCCAUUUUGUAUUGCAGAACACCGAUCUAGGCAACGGACCGACGUACGUAUUGACCUUACAUUGUCUAUCUAACUAACCCGACUUCGAGCACCCUUUUUCCGACGCGAUGUCACCAUCGCGUCUACUUCCCAUCUUUAUCGAACCGCCGACGCAUGCUGGCCUCCAGCCCCAUUGGGGUGCGGGGGGCCAAUCGUUCCCCCUAGUACCCAUGUAUCCCCGGGUUUUCCGCCGAGGCGUCGGCGCUUCGGGGUCAUUUGGGGGCGGCGGCGGGAAAAUACCCAUCAAUCCCCAGGUUUUCUGCCGAGGUAUCGUCGCUUUGACGUCCCGCUCUCGCAUGGUGUGCAUCAUCGCUGGCGCUGCUGGCGCAUUUGAGUUGUAGGGGUCCCCAAGAGAUGAGAGACACCCCGCACACUACAGGGUCAUCUUCGCAAUCUUCGCAUGCAUAUCCCAGCAGCAGCCGCUGUAUCCCGCCAGUCGUCCGUGUGGCCGAAAGGUCAAUUCAAACGUAACCCUACAAGAAGACCAAGGCUACGAGUAGAUUUGCGAGAUCAUGUUCACUGUUGUGCUGCUUAUUUUUAGAGGAGACGGCAAGGAAGGGCAAGUUUGCAAGGCAGGUGGUUCAAUACGAAAGCUGUGGUCAAAGACUUGUUCCAAUUGCAUUUUGGGCUAAAGUCAAGCUAUGAUGGAUACUAUGUUACUUUACUUCUUCGUAGAUAUUAAGCGCUACGCGAACUAGGGUGCUUGUUUCCGUGUGUCCGUCUAUGUAGUACGGCUGGGUAGAUGCAGAACGGGUAACCAGAGAGAGGCACGUUUGUCAUCCAUCUCCUGCAACUUCAUGGUAAAUUUUCGACGAACAAGAUCGACCUCGAACCAGUCAACGCCAAUGAUAUGGGGAUGGAGUGUAGACGCAUCGUAGAACGCGUUGUCGUUUGAAGUUGGCGUCUUGUUUGACAGUAGAUGUAACAGAUUUGCGUAUAAUAGGGUAAGAUGUUAUCAUGAACGGAGAAGAAAGGGCUUUUCCAACACGGAGAAGUAGCAUGGAUCAAAUCAUUUGUUGGAUUUCAGCUUUUACAAGAGGACAUCAACGCAGUAGUAUUUUAGCAAGCUUACGAACGCAUGUAGGAUACCAUGAGGAUUGUCAUUGGUUUUAUUUCAAGUUGAAGAGGAGAUAUUUUUACGAUGUAAGUGACAGUAGAAAUAAGUCCUACAUAUGUUUUUUCUUUUUUUGCCUUCCGACAAUUGCAGAUGUACCUCAGAAAACUUUCACUUAAUGUCUCAUACUCUACAUGAAUACUAGAGUUGGAGGUGGAAUAGUUUUUUGUGGUGGUUGCACAAAAGUACCUGCAGUAGGCUCGUGCGUCUGUUACAGAAGAGCGGGGGGCGAGAGGGGGGUGGUAUCCAUCAUCAUUCGCUAGAGGGGGGGGUGGUGUCCAUCAUCAGCUAGCCAGAGGGGUGGUAUCCAUCGUCAGCAAUCAGGGGGGGGUGCUAUCCAUCAUCACCAGCUAGAGAGGGGGGUGGUAUCCAUCAUCAUUCGCUAGAGGGGGGGGUGGUGUCCAUCAUCAGCUAGAGAGGGGGGUGGUAUCCAUCGUCAGCAACCUAGGGGGGGGUGCUAUCAUCAGAGGGGGGGGUGCUAUCCAUCGUCAUCCGCUAGAGAGGAAGAAAAAAACGUUGAAAAAAUCCCCGGCUCUCUAGCUGCUGCUGAUUGUUUGAACAGGACGCUUCCGCCACCGCUUUAGGUAACAGCAACAGCCGCAGCAGCAGAGGCGACACAGCCUCUCGCCCACAAAGAGUGUAGAGAGUUGCACAGCACAGCAGUGGUACGACAUCGUCUAGGAACGAGCGUGAUGUGUUACUGGUCCCGUGCUGUGAUGUAUGUGUGCCUCUCUCCAGAGCAGAGAGAGAGUCAGAGGCCGCUCUCUCCCGCCGCGUCGUAACACAAUAACAACAACCAACCGAUGGACGCACAGAGACCCAAUCAAUAUCUCUCCCCUCGCUUCCUCCGCCGAAAGCUAGCAGCAGCAGUAGUAUAGGGCACACCCUGCUCCCGUCCCGCUCUCGUUGUGUGGUGUGUGCAACACACGCUGGUUGGUUGGACUCCCUCUCUCUCCAGAGAAAAAAAAGCGAAAAAAAGGCCGGCAGCGUUGAACAACAACAACAAACAACUGAGACAACAGCAACAACAUCAUCAGCGAUGAAUGAACCCCAGACCAACCAAACGUUCCCCGCUUCCUUCGCCGUCGCCAACAGCAGUAUGUGUGUGUGUCCCGCCCCCCUUGUCCAUGUCCCCUGUCUCUGUGUAGUGCGUGUCUUGCCAGUAGCAGCAGCAAUGUGUGCAGCACGGCAGUGCGUCGUGGUUUCUUCUGGCGUGCGUGUAGUUUGUUGCCCAGAGAAAAACAAAAUGACGACGCCUCCAGGGGAUGCGUCCAUGUGACAUAUAUAUUUGCACAACCGGUGUGCUAUCUCGAGACACCGACCACGGAUUGCAAAGGUGGCGAGUGGGACAGCUCGGGCAAAAUGUUACUCGUUGUGCGCAAGUUUUAGUUUGCAAUUUGGUGCCGAGAUGGUGAAAUGGGCUCGAGUCUGCUGGGUAUUUAGGGCGCGCGGACACCAGACACCAGACAGCC
Messenger RNA from Ectocarpus sp. CCAP 1310/34, 3225 nucleotides. Lineage: Eukaryota; Phaeophyceae; Ectocarpales; Ectocarpaceae. The record is from the annotation of a GenBank genome assembly.